Messenger RNA from Hipposideros armiger (great roundleaf bat), 4016 nucleotides. RefSeq names its product fibroblast growth factor 1 (gene FGF1). Lineage: Eukaryota; Metazoa; Chordata; Mammalia; Chiroptera; Hipposideridae. Gene Ontology annotation, molecular function: growth factor activity. The coding region runs from base 476 to 943 and encodes 155 amino acids. The transcript is spliced from 5 exons. The record is from RefSeq and is a predicted model, not a curated record.
GUGGCGUGUGGUUGGCACUCAGCCCUUCUCUUGGGGCUCCCUGGAGCUCCAUUCACACCAGAGAGGGAGCAGGAGAGAGAGGACAAGAGCAUCCAACAGCCUCGACUCCAGGGAUAUAAGGGCAUCGCCUCCUCCUGUUGAAGGACACUCCCUCUUGAUGGAGAAUGGGAACUCCCUCCCUCCUGCAGCCGCCUGUGUGCAGCCAUCCUGGUAGGACAGGGUGGACGCUGUAGGCUGUUGCAGCUGCCGUCACCCCUGAAAGAAAGUAACCCAGAGCCACAGCAAAGAGAGCCGCAGUCACGGAGAGAGAGCCAGCUUGAGGCUGCCAGGGAGGCAGCUGCAGCGCGGUGACAGUGUCAGACACAGAGCAGGGGACAGCAAGUGGACUUCCUUUCCUCUCGGAGGGAGAGAGGCACAGUCCUCAGCCUGCAAGCUCUUCAGCCUUGAAAGCACCACACCCGGCAGCUGCUGAGCCAUGGCUGAAGGGGAAAUCUUCACGUUCACAGCCCUGACUGAGAAGUUUAAUCUGCCUACAGGGAAUUACAAGAAGCCCAAACUUCUCUACUGCAGCAACGGGGGCCAUUUCCUGAGGAUCCUUCCCGAUGGCACAGUGGACGGGACAAGGGACAAGAGCGACCAGCACAUUCAGCUGCAGCUCAGUGCGGAAAGCGUGGGGGAGGUGUAUAUAAAGAGCACCGAGAGUGGCCAGUACUUGGCCAUGGACUCCGACGGGCUUUUGUACGGCUCACAGACACCAAGUGAGGAAUGUUUGUUCCUGGAAAGGCUGGAGGAAAACCAUUACAACACCUACACGUCCAAGAAGCACGCAGAAAAGAAUUGGUUCGUUGGGCUCAAGAAGAACGGAAGCUGCAAGCGCGGUCCUCGGACUCACUACGGCCAGAAAGCAAUCCUGUUUCUCCCCCUGCCAAUCUCCUCUGAUUAAAGAAAUGGGUUCCGGGUGCUGACCACUCCCGAGGAACCUGAAGGGAUCCUCGCUGGUUGACGCCAGAUGUUCCCUAGACCAUUGAUUGCCUGCGCUAACCCCUGGUCCACACAGCCUGAAUUCGUAGGCAAUGCGCUUCUAAAUGCCCAGUUCACUUUCUUGCAAAGCCCUUUACCCCAGCACAGUUUGGAACAGAGAGACCAAAUUGCUUCUAGGGGCCAACUGGCUUGCCAGUCUGGGUCUGGUUUGGAGGUCCAGGUGCCUCCGGGCACCUGCUGCAGGCUGAGCCUCCCAAUGCAAAUGUGGGGCCAAGAGAAAUGUGUUCAGGGGGCUGCUGAGUGGGUCAUUAGUAACUGCAUACAAUUCCCUCUACUGAGAACACCCUGUCCGCAAUUCCCCAAAACAUCUCGCAUGACCCCCUUUCAUCCUUUCAAUACCCACAAAUAUCAGCAGAGAAGCUACAGCCUGGUUAGAGGGAGGCAGUGGUCCAUGAGUAGAAACAGGGAUGAAGAAAUGCCCUCUCAAUGGAAGGGAUUAAAAUGGCAAGGGAAGAUUUGAUGCUGGCUUAGGAGGAUGGGCUCUCAGUGCGGAAUAAAUGAAGGAUGGGAGGCUCAGCCACAGGGUAAAUGCAGAGCCUUGCGAGUCCUUAUGAUGCUUUGACUUUCCCAAGGUUAUUCGGCAGCAGGAAACCCCUGGGUGAUGUCAGGUGGACGGCACUAGAAGUGGGUCCUUGAUAAAAGCAGGGACAUGAGAUGAUGGUAAACUCAUUUGGGUCCAGGAGUGAUGAGAAAGGAAGGAAAACAUGGGCUGAGGGUUCGUUAUUCCCUACAGAGGAUGAUGCUAGAGAUAAGCAGGAAAGACAAAGAGAUGCCAUGAUAUGUGCUUUUCACCAGAAAGCAGAGGCUUUGGGGUCCCAGGGCAGUCUUAAAAAUCAUAUGGGGCGCUUGUUUGAAUGUAGAUUCAGUGGGUCUAGUUCAGUGGGUCUGGGGUACAGUUUUUACAUUUGUAACAAGCUCCCAGGUGCUGCAGAUGCUGCUGCCGCCCCCCACCACCCUUUAAGUAGAGGUCCUGAAGAAUGUCAGUCAAAUGAAGGUGGCUUAACCCCCAGCCCUCUUGCUCCUCACCCUUAGAAACACUGUACCUUCAGGCAGCAUCGGCGGAGUUACGCCUGUGUUAAGGAGCAUGGAUUCCAGGCGCUUUGGCCCAUUGCCUAUAAAAUGCCCGUUUAGAAGAUAAACAAAAACAUACUUCAAAAACGUUAAACCCUCACAAACAGCUUCUCCCAAGAGACCAUUUGUGUUCCGAUUACUUGUAUAAAUAUGCUUCCUGCUUAAAGUAAACUUGACCCAAGUGGCUGGCAAAUUAGAAACACCAUUCAUCUCUGACAUACGAUACUGUUGCCAUGUAAAGGCCUUUAAUAAGCCAUUUAAAUUUACUGUGAGACUGUAUGUUUUAAUCACAUUUAAAAAUAUAUAGCUUGAAGGCAGUUAAAGUGAUUAGCAUCCAGCCACUGAGAAUGAUAACAAGAUAAGAUGUAUAAGCUACUCAGCUAUCUACUACCUUAUACUACAUUUACCUGUAAAAUUAGAUUUUUCUUUGUUUUCCACUGUGCUUUUUCUUUGAAAUUUUUCUUUGAAAAUGGGGACUCUUAAGCAAUGACAUGAUAAUUGUGGAUAAAAACUGAUGAGUAUUAGCUCACAUUUUAUAAGGAAUUGAAGUAAUUAUUAAUUGAACAACAAUCCCUUAGUAAUAAAACUGUCAUAUUGAGAAUGGAAGAAAAAUGACAAUUUGUGAAAGUUCAAAGUGGGAGUACAAUUGAGGAACUUAACUAAGUUAACACUAUGGUGAAUAACACCAUCCUGCGUUUCUACAACAAAACGAUUCAUAACUUUUUUUGUUUUUGUAACUUGGAUAAGAUGAUUCUAUUUUAUAUUAGUAAAUCUUUACAGGCAAGUUGGGGAUAGUGUAGUGUGGCUUAACUUCUCUUUACUACGAAGAUUUGGCCAGAAAAAGGUACCCAGAGAGGAAAUCCAAGAUAUUUAUAAUGGUCCAUAAUUUUUAGUGUAUGAAUCAAAUUCAAGUAUAACAUUAGCCAAGAAAACUUAAACACUGUUGCUAACAGAUGAGACGGAAGUCUGUGGAUUCAGAAACCCAAAACACUAUAGAAGAAACACUACUGUGACCUUGACACCCUCAGCCCAGUCAUCAUUCGUGUAUUUGUUCAACGAAUAUUUAUUAAGUGCCUACUGUGUGCAAGGCACUGUACUGGGUAUUGGGGCCCCUGAGAACCUUGUCUGUCUGGUUUGCUGCUGUAUUCUCUCCCAGGGCAUUAGAUUUAUGAUGAAAGAUGCUAUGGAUUCAUUUCUUUCAGUCGAGUAAAAACAGACCUCGUAGGUUUCUGCUGAAUAAACAGCAAGUCUCAGAAACCCCGGUUUUGGAAGAAUUAGCAACCUCCAGCAUAAGAUAAACCCCCAUCAAAGUGUCAGAGGAUGUGGCAAAGGUAAACGUAAUGUUUUCAACUGUAGAACCGCUUCAGCUCAGGGGGACCACUUUCAAAUCAGGAAGAGAGCCUGUCAGAUCUGGUAAGAAGGGAGUUGUUGGCAGUUCCCCACUCCGUUUGAAGCAUGCUCUGGUUCCUUAAACACGGAGCAUUCCCGUUGCUCUCUCUCUUCCUUGAGUAUGUCUUGCAGCAUCUGCCUGUCACGUGCCUCUCGUGUGGGUUCAUUUUCAGGCCAACCACUACGAGUUGCCUGACAUUCAGUACAAAGCAUCAGGAGUGUAUAUGCUUUUGAUUGUUUUCAAUGUGCUGGUGGAGGUGGUGGUGAUCUCUUUCCUUGGAAGGGGUGAUAAUAAAGCCUUCUAUGGCCAACAGUGUGUACUUACAGAAACUGUGCUACUCAAGAUCAGGUCCUGCUUUGUGUCAGAGGUGAUUGGAGCCUAAGUCCUCAACCUUGUAAAACAUGACGCCAAUGGGCUGCAAAGCAGAAGACGCCUGUCAUUUUACAUAACUGUCUGUCUCUCUUUUUUUUUUCACUUUACAAGUAUUAAUAAACUUUCCACUAAUAGGUGACAA